Messenger RNA from Cuculus canorus (common cuckoo), 6152 nucleotides. It is a transcript of the gene PURG, whose product is annotated as purine rich element binding protein G. The record is from RefSeq and is a predicted model, not a curated record. Gene Ontology annotation, molecular function: RNA polymerase II transcription regulatory region sequence-specific DNA binding; DNA-binding transcription factor activity, RNA polymerase II-specific; purine-rich negative regulatory element binding. NCBI's taxonomy places the organism in Eukaryota, Metazoa, Chordata, Aves, Cuculiformes, Cuculidae. The transcript has 2 exons. Gene Ontology annotation, cellular component: nucleus. Gene Ontology annotation, biological process: regulation of transcription by RNA polymerase II. Bases 77 to 1087 code for a protein of 336 amino acids.
GGGGCCGCCGGUUGCGGGCGGUGGCGGCGGCUGAAGGGCAGCGGCGGCGAUGGGCUCUGCGGGCUGAUUGGUAAAGAUGGAAAGAGGGAGAGGAGGAGGAGGAGGAAGGAACCUGGGAAGCUCUGGCCUGCAUAGGAGCAUUUAUUCCCAGUCCCAGCAGCCAUACCAUUACCCGGUCUCCUCCCAGGAGGGCUGCAUGGAGAUCCAGGAGCUGGCCUCCAAGAGGGUGGACAUCCAGAAAAAGCGAUUUUAUCUGGAUGUGAAACAGAGCUCCCGAGGCCGUUUCCUGAAGAUCGCCGAGGUCUGGAUAGGAAGAGGCAGGCAAGACAAUAUCAGGAAAAGCAAGCUGACCCUCUCCUUGUCGGUGGCCACUGAGCUGAAGGACUGCCUGGGGGACUUCAUCGAGCACUACGCCCACUUAGGCCUGAAAGGCGGCCACGGUCACCGUCACGAGCACAGCAAUGACAAAGAGCAGCAUCCCCGGAGGCGACAGCAGCACCCGCCACCCUCGCCUCCGGUGUCUGUCGGCUCCGAAGAGCACCCUCACAGCGUCCUCAAAACAGAGUAUAUUGAGAGGGACAACAGGAAGUAUUACCUGGACCUGAAGGAGAAUCAGCGAGGGCGCUUCUUGCGGAUUAGACAAACCAUGAGUAGAGGACCUGGCAUGAUGGGUUAUUUUGGCCACAGCUUGGGACAGGAGCAGACAAUUGUCCUUCCAGCGCAAGGGAUGAUUGAGUUCAGGGAUGCUUUGGUCCAACUUAUUGAAGAAUAUGGCGAGGGGGACAUAGAGGAUCGCCGGGGGGCAGGCGACGAGCCCCUAGAGCUCCCUGAGGGCACCUCCUUCCGAGUGGACAACAAGCGCUUCUAUUUCGAUGUGGGAUCCAACAGGUAUGGCAUUUUCCUGAAGGUAAGUGAGGUGAGGCCGCCCUACCGUAACACCAUCACAGUCCCCUACAAAGCGUGGACACGGUUUGGGGAAAAUUUUAUCAAGUAUGAAGAAGAGAUGAGGAGAAUUUACAACAGCCAUAAAGAAAAAAGAAUGGAUGCCAGAGGGGACAGUGGUGAAGAGCAAGAGGGUCUUGAAUAGAGUGCAUUGAACUGGCCAUGUGGCAAAAUAGACAAAACAAAACAAGCAGAAAUUGGUGAGAGGAACUGACCUGUAGUAAUUUCAAAUCGCCCCAUUUUUUUGUAAAGUCCUGUUCCUGAUAGUUCUCGCUAACUCCAGUCCGUAAUGUUAUAGGAGUCUGGUUAUCAUGUUAAUUUAUCACAACAGCCCCAAACGUCUCCCUGUGUCUUACAAAAGUACCAACCUCCCAAGUCCGUAUGAGUCAGCUGCUUUGAGUGUUGAAGACUAUGGAAGUACACGUAUCAGCACAAAAAAAAUCCGGCACUCUGACCUUUAAAUAGUUUAGGUAAGGCUUGUGUUGCACUUCAAUGUGAUACAAAAAAAACCCAAACCCCAAACCUUAUGCCAAAAUGUAUCAGUUUCUGCUUAUGAUGGGUUUUCCAGGACUGAAUUCUGCCUGCACUCGGUCAAAAGGCCGAGCAGCACAGCCAUAGGGCAUUUCCGACAAAAAAUUGACUUCAUGUGAAUUGCUGGUAUGUCUAUGAGGAGAGGUAGAGGUUUUAACAUUGGCGUCUGCUGGUUAUUGAGUUUGAAAUGAUAUUAUGUGGGCGUAAAAGUUUGACAACUGGUCAGACCUUUAUAUUGUGCUGGUGAAGAGUGGAAAAUUUGUUAUUCACUUUAUGUUUUUGUGCUGACCGAAUAACCCAAGUGUCCCAGGAUAGCGUAGUUCUACUUGAACGCUCAGCCUUCUGAAUGAAUGGCAAUGAAUAAUAACCCACUCCUCAACUAUGUGUUCUGCCCCUCUGAGGCUGGUGAUUGUUUUUCAUUUUUAAUGCAUUUGUCCAAAAUUUCAGAAGGUAUUUUUGUAUUAGGGGUGUUAUGGGUUCCAGCAGGCAGUUGUGGAGCGGGUAUCGGGAGUCACCGAGGCUCCUGGUUUCUCUCCCAAUUGUGAGAUUAAUGCGGUUAUGUUACCCAUGUGAGGAAAACAACCAGGUGUUUUUCGCCUCCCACUGCAAGGAAGACCUUUGCAGGGUUUGGUGCACCAUUAGGUUCGUCUAUAAAAGCAUCUGUCUCGUACUUACCCAUAAUGUUUUUCGGAAGCCACGGUUAACGCUGCAUUGGGUUAUCUGUCAUAUGAUUUUCCAGGUGGUAUUGUAGGAGAUGAUAUCUGUGCUCUGCCAUCACCCCCUUCCUUCCUGCUCAAGCAGUUCAAGUCCUGAUCUCCCACCACUGGCUUCAGUACUGUCCUGCUGAAGUGUCUGUAACCUAAAUUUUACAUCUUGCGAUAGAAACUCUCUCCCUGGAGAGAAAAUGUGUGCAAUUGCCUGGUUAGGAGGUUGAUGAAAGGCUUUGAAAAGUCUUUGUCAUUCCUUAGAACAUGAAUACUUAGACCAUAAGGGGUUUUGCCAGCCCUUGGGCGACCAGCUCUUUCCCCUCUGAAACCAGCAGGAGUCUGAUUGACCAGCGACUUCCAAUAAUGCGUUGCCCACCUUUACAAUUAUUUUUAAGUAGGCAUUACUGUAUCAAAUCAGAUAUUUAUAAUCGGUUGAAUCGCUUUUUGUUGCGGAGUGGCCUAGUGUGCAUGUGGUCCAGCUGUUUUACCACUACAUGUUUCUUUAUUUAAUCUGUUGAGAAAUGUAUUUAUCUCCAACCAGACUGUUCUUCGUCUGGACCCACCUGCACGCUGCAUGGCCACACUCAAUCUGAAUGCUGUCAUUAACCAUGAGGAUAAAAGUUGGGGAGGCAAGGGUGGGAACCAAGAGGAUAAUCUGGACUUGAGUUUGGGUACUAAAACUGCUCGAUCUGUUUUAACUUUAAUGAAAAAAAAAAAAGAAAAAAAGAAAAAAAAAAAUAAAAGCUUGCACCAAAGUCACCAAAGAACCUUUAGGAAAAUGUUACAGUUGUGACAAGAAGUAAAAAAGUUAAUUUCACUGUUUUAGGUGAUUUCCCCCUUUAAGUAAACCACACACAUAGCAGUUACAGCAGCCAAGCCUUCAGCUUAGUGACAAACACUCCCAUCCGUUUCUGCUUAGAGCGCUCUUUCAGGUACUUUUUCAACUCUCGGAGAGGUGUUUUCACUCCACCACUCCAAUUGCUCGCGGACCACGAUGAAUCAGCUGGAGGUUAGACGAGGUACUGGUUCAUUGUCGCUCUUAGGGCUUUGGUCCCAAUGGUUUUAACAAGUCAAUUAAAAAAAAAAACAAACCCAAACCAACAUUAAAAUAGCUCUACAUUCUAUUAUUGGUGUGAAACCAUAAUUUAGUGAAUGAGUCCUUGAUGUGUACAUUAGCAUAUCACUGACUGCUGCUGCUCGUCACAGUGCCUGGAGUAAAAAAUUAACUUCUAUUCCAACAAACCGGAGCUACGAAUGUACAAACUUUUUACGCUCUCUUUCCCCUUCCUAUUUCUAUGUGGCAUUCCUCCCCCACGAGCUUGACAUCUCCCCGUUCCAGCCUUCCUUUGCCUCAAGGGAUUGUAAAAGCUCCUACGUUGGAAUUAUCCUGAGUGACCAUGUGUGUUGUAAGUGAUCUUCCCUUCCCUGUGUUUCUGUAGCGUUGGUGAGGAAAAUACUUGCAAAGUGAUUGGAAAGGGAUAUUUUCUUCACCGUUUUAAAAGAAAAAAAAACAUGCAAAAUGGCUUUCCUUAUUGCUGCCCAAUUUUUUACCCCUGCCCUUUAUCUUUUGUUAAUGAAUUGGCCUUCCAGCAAAGUUAGUUUAUUGUAAAUAUCACCCAGGAAUUCAGCGCCUGCUGGCUGCUGGGUCAGGCUUGGUGCUGACUUGCAGGUAUCCCAUAGGAUCCCUGAAUGCAUCUACUCCCCCUGGCACGGGAUGCACCUUAGUAUCCAAAACUCGAUGGGGAUCAUCACGUUCAUAGCUGAUCAUCCCUGGGUAGACCGCCAGCCAUGGGUUUCCACCACAGUGGAAAGCACCAAUGUUUGGAAUCUUGUCAUCGGAGGGUAGUGCAGACUCACGCGAAACGUAGCAACGCAAGACUUUAAUGGUGAGAUUGGCAAAUGGGUUCCUUAUUAUUUUUGGCAGCACAACUUCAGCUUCUGAGAGCAGCGAUAAUGCAGGCUGCUCAUGCGCAGAAGGGCCCAUCAGGAUGCUCGGGAACACUGAAUCCCUAAUGCAUUUUAAAUGUUCGUUCCUGAUGCCCUGAAACUGCCACGUCCCUUAAACUUGAGAAAACACAAGCUUAUUUGCACUAGAAAGAACGGCCAAAAACCAUCCUUAGGAGGACAGGGUGAAGAGCACCGGUCUGAACCUCUUUUUCUCAAGAGAGAAUUUCCUAUUCAAGCCCUCACCUCUGUUUCAAAAUUGUAUGGUCCUGGCAGAAAGUCUGUCAGUUCAAUAAUUAAGUAGUAAUGCACUUUAUAUUGUGUAAAUAAUGCUAGGAGCACAUUUCUGCUCCUGCUCUGGUAAGGGGAUGCUUCGGUAACGAAGGCUAAUGCUGAAAGCAGCUGUCUCCUGCAUGCAUGUGUCUGUUACAGACCUAUCAUCCUUGCUCAGUCCAGCUCCGCUCAUAUGUUAGAGGAGGAUAGGCACUAUAUUGAGGAUUCUUUCCAGCCACCAAGAGUGGGAUGAUGUUAUUUUUUUUUUUAAGUUGUGAUUUGCAGAGCUGCUGGGCCUACUCAGCUCCGCUCUCGCUGCGGCUCCGAGCCCCUUCUGCAAAUCAGGCCCCUGACAUUGCUGUCGAUGCUUAAACUCAAGCUUUUCAUGUAUAGUCUCAACAAAGCCGAGUCCAGCAGCUCCCUCCUACUUGGCCUUCCUCACUGUUCCCAUGGGGGCAGUCCCUAAAAAGCUUAUCCCAGGAGGAAGGGGCUACAGGGACCUUGGAGCCAAUGGGGGUUGUGUUGAGUUCAGCUCAUGGAGUUGGCUUUCUCGGUGAAGUACAGAGGCAGGGGCAUGCUAACGAAGGGUUGGGAAGCGUUUUGCAUGUGCUGUGGUGAGGGUGACCCCCUCGGGUGCUCCGGAGGGGCUGGCAAAAGCUGCUGUCGCAGGUUUGUGGCAUCAAGUCUGGAUGAUGGACUUCACCCGACAAGAAGCUGCAGUGGUUAUUGGUAAUCUUGUCGUCGUUAAGUGUUUCUUAUCUGUAUUCGAUAUAUACAAAUUCAUAUCCGCAUAUAGGCAUUACUAUAUUUAUGUGAGUAUAUUGUAGCCUGUAGUAGCUCGUAGCGAAAUAAUCUUAUUUAUCUGAAGUACGCAGUCUAAAGAGGGGAGAGUUUUCUCCUACUACUGGUCUGGAUGAACGUGGUAUUUCACUGAGAGCUGGUUGCGUGCGGUUUGUCGUGGCCCUUGUAAGGUUUCUGCUCUUAUCCCUUAGGUUUUCAGCAAGGCUGCAAGGGAAAACUGAGUCAAGAGAAGGCAAAACUCUUCCUUGGAGUUGUUGUUGAGGUGAGAGCUGUAAGGAAGAGGCAGCUGCAGGUAGUGCCGGCCACAUCAUGUUUCAAUGCCAUUUUACAACCCCUGGCUCUGCAAAUCUGUACUACCAUGCUUGUAAAAUCCCAGGCAGAAGUAUUAAAAUCCCAUCCUUUAUACAAAAGAAAAAAAAAGCAAGCAGUUACCAAAAUCAAUGUCAGCAGGCUUUUUUUCUGCUAAAGAUGUCGUGGUCUAAUGAUUGCAUCAUUUAUUUUUCCCUAUGGCCCAUUGAAGAGACCGGAACUCACAGGGAAGGGAGUUCAUGGUGGUUAGGGAUCCGGCUGCCGGCUUGACUUGCAGCCCUUUUCUCCAAGCGUAGUAAUUUUUGUAGCAGAAAAAGGUUUAUUAUGAUGUAUUUUUAUUGGGCAGAAUUUGCACCCGGUCAAAAGUUAAUUAAUAAGCGGUUUUAGUUCUAUGGUGUUCCUACUUUGCUAUACAUACAGUAUAUAUAUAUAUAUAUACACACUUGAUAAAAUAAAUCUUAAAGAAAAUUAUACCUUCCUUUAAUUUUCUAUGCUGCUUCCUCCAAAAGUAAAAUGCCCUUUAUUUGUAGUUAUUUACUGUGUUGUGAUGUCUGAAACUCACCUUUCCCCUCCCCAUUCCUUUCAAGUAAAGGUUGUAUUUGAAAUAAAGAGUUUAUCCGAGUAAGAAUGGAAAUAAUGGCUACA